Molecule: messenger RNA, 7850 nt
Organism: Strigops habroptila (Kakapo)
Lineage: Eukaryota; Metazoa; Chordata; Aves; Psittaciformes; Psittacidae
Gene: BICD2
Product: BICD cargo adaptor 2
Exons: 7
Coding region: 204-2741 (845 amino acids)
Biological process (GO): microtubule anchoring at microtubule organizing center; regulation of microtubule cytoskeleton organization; protein localization to organelle
Cellular component (GO): cytosol; Golgi apparatus
Molecular function (GO): dynein complex binding; cytoskeletal adaptor activity; dynactin binding
Source: RefSeq, a predicted model, not a curated record
CUUUUGAAUGAUUUCACUGCGGUCGGCGCUUGGGGCGAGCAUCGCAGUGGCGGCGCUACGCCCGUGGAUGGCAGCCCGAGCGGGCCGCGCCAUGGCUGUGCGCGGGCCGCGGCGCUGCUAAGAGCGGCACACGGGCUGUGUGUUCGCUUUCUGGCCUGCCCGCUGGCCGAGCCGGCUGGGAGCUGGCGGCCGCCCCCGUCGAUAUGUCGUUGGCCAUGGAGGAAGAGGAAUACUCCAGGCUAGUGAUGGAAUCGGAGCCCGAGUGGCUGCGGAGCGAGAUCAAGCGGCUGUUCCAGGAGCUGGGCGAGACCACCCGGGAGAAGAUCCAGGCGGCGGAGUACGGGUUGGCCGUACUGGAGGAGAAGCAGCAGUUGAAGCAGCAGUACGAGGAGCUGGAGCUGGAGUACGAGACCAUCCGCACCGAAAUGGAGCAGCUAAAGGAGGCUUUUGGGCAGGCCCAUACCAACCACAAGAAGGUAGCAGCAGAUGGAGAGAGCAGAGAGGAGACCUUGAUUCAGGAAUCGGCUACCAAGGAAGAGUACUACAUGAAGAAGGUUAUGGAGUUGCAGACUGAACUGAAGCAGCUCAGAAAUGUCCUUGCCAACACUCAGUCUGAAAAUGAACGCCUUAAUUCUGUUGCACAGGAGCUGAAAGAGGUCAAUCAGAAUGUGGAGAUCCAAAGGGCCCGUCUACGAGAUGAUAUUAAGGAAUAUAAAUUCAGAGAAGCACGUUUGCUGCAAGACUACACUGAGCUUGAAGAGGAAAACAUCUGUCUCCAGAAACAAGUGUCUGUCCUGAAGCAAAACCAGGUGGAGUUUGAAGGCCUGAAACAUGAAAUCAAAAGGCUUGAAGAGGAAACAGAAUUUCUCAACAGCCAGCUAGAAGAUGCCAUACGGCUGAAGGAGAUCUCCGAACGGCAGCUUGAGGAAGCCUUAGAGACGCUGAAGACAGAGCGGGAGCAGAAGAACAACCUUCGUAAGGAGCUGUCUCACUACAUGAACAUCAACGACUCCAUGUACAACAGCCACCUGAAUAUCUCUUUAGAUGGUCUUAAGUUCAGUGAUGAAGCCACAGAGCCCAACAAUGAUGAAAUCAUGAAUGGAUUUGAACAAAACUGCCUCAGCAAACUUAGCAAUGGCAAGAAUAGUACAUCAACACCCAAGAAAAAUGAAAGCUUCCCACCAGCCCCAAGUCUGGUUUCAGAUCUUCUAAGUGAAUUAAACAUUUCUGAAAUCCAGAAGCUGAAACAACAGCUUGUACAGAUGGAAAGAGAAAAGGUGAACUUGUUAACAACAUUACAGGAAUCGCAGAAGCAGCUGGAAAAUACACGGGGGGCCCUCUCAGAGCAGCAUGAGAAAGUUGGCAGACUCACAGAAAACCUAAAUGCAAUGAAGAAACUCCAGGUCAGCAAGGAACGUCAGUCUGCCCUUGACAACGAGAAGGACCGAGACAGCCAUGAAGAUGGAGACUAUUAUGAAGUUGACAUCAAUGGGCCGGAGAUCCUGGAAUGCAAGUACAAAGUGGCUGUGGCAGAAAUUACUGACCUAAAAGAAGAGCUCAAAAAUCUUAAGGCCAAAUACAAAGAAUGUGAGUCUAAGUAUGAAGAAGAGAAGAGCAGAUACGAGACCGAGAGCCAGGUUCUCACUGAAAAGAUCACCUCCCUAGAAAAAUCCAGUAGGCAUGAUAGAGAACAGGUCACCAGGCUGGAGAAGGAGCUGAAGAAAGUCAGUGAUGUUGCUGGAGAAACACAGGGCAGCCUCAGCGUGGCCCAAGAUGAACUAGUCACCUUCAGUGAAGAACUGGCCAAUUUAUAUCACCAUGUCUGCAUGUGCAACAAUGAAACUCCAAACAGAGUGAUGCUGGAUUACUACAAGGAAGGUAAAGGUGGACGCAGUAGUCCAGAGGCCAAGGGAAGAAGGUCUCCCAUUCUCCUUUCUAAGGGGCUGUUAACUAUAGAGCUAGGAAAAGCAGAGAAUGGAAGCGGUGACAGCAGUCCAUCUCCAGUGUCAUCGCUGCCGUCGCCUGUGUCAGAUCCUCAAAAGGAACCAAUGAAUAUUUACAACUUGAUUGCUAUAAUCCGGGAUCAGAUCAAACACCUGCAAGCUGCUGUGGACAGAACCACCGAGUUGUCCAGGCAGCGUGUUGCCACUCAAGAGCUGGGGCCAGUGGUGGACAAAGACAAGGAAGCACUCAUGGAAGAAAUUCUGAAGUUAAAAUCCCUGCUGAGCACCAAGAGAGAACAGAUAGCAACUCUGAGAACUGUGCUGAAGGCCAACAAACAGACUGCAGAGGUAGCCCUUGCCAACCUAAAAAGCAAGUAUGAAAAUGAGAAAGCUAUGGUUACAGAAACCAUGAUGAAGCUACGAAAUGAGCUGAAGGCUUUGAAAGAAGAUGCUGCUACCUUCUCUUCCCUGAGAGCAAUGUUUGCUACAAGAUGUGACGAAUAUGUCACGCAGUUGGAUGAAAUGCAGCGGCAGCUUGCAGCAGCUGAGGAUGAGAAGAAGACUCUGAACUCCUUGCUUCGGAUGGCUAUCCAGCAGAAACUGGCGCUGACCCAGCGCCUGGAACAUUUGGAGCUUGACCAUGAGCAGUCCAAAAGGGCGCGCACAAAAUCUGCUUCCAAAGCCAAGAGCAGUAACCCAAGCGUAAGUCAUAUUCAGUCCUGCGGAGACAGGUCUGAAGGAUCUGUCCUUAACAACCAGGUUUUUUGCAAUGAGAAAUAUAAAAUCUAUUGUGACUAGGACAGGUAUGUAGAAAAAUCACAUUAUGCAUCUUAUUUUAUGCUGUCAGCGUAAAUCUCCACUAUCUAAUGUCGCAGUGAGUUGACUUGUACUAGUAUGUUGUUGAACCAGGUAAUACAAAUUGUAUUAUGGUGGUCUUAACUGUAACUAAUUCAUAAGUAUGGGGAUGCUAUUAACAAGUUAAUAGUGGAAAGGAAUUAGCUUUUUUCCACAAUUAACAUGUAUGGGUUUUGCUGUUUAUGGUAAAUGUUAAAAGAGUACACCUGAUAUAGCAUAUCUGGUGCUACUAAUUGUAGUUUGUAUAGUGCAAACGUGAUCCUUUCUCCAGGGUUGCAGCAUACUUUGGUAAAAGCAUUUACAGGCAGAAACAAACAGAAAACCUUCCUUGUUAUUGUGGCUUAAGAAGUGGUGAAAAGCAAAUAUUAAAAUGCAGAGCAUUUUGAAACUGGAACCAAACUUAAUUUGCCUAUUGUGGCAGAUAUUAAGAACUUGCUGUCAGAUCACCACUGUCCAAAGUCCUAAAGCUUUUAUAGGCUAUAAAAGCUAGAAGGAAUAUUGGUAGGGUACACUCUUUACACUCUGCUUCUCUCUCUUCAGAGGGUUAACAGAAUAAACUUGCACAUUUAUAUUAAAAAUAUGCAAUAUUUACCCCAUCUGAUAUAAAACUUAAAAUUUGAAGAAUUGGGAUCCUACCUGGUAGACAGUUCCACUUUAAGAAGUUAUGCUGUGGAAAAGUGUCAUGUCCUGAAAGGAUCUUUGUGGUCUCAUAUUGCUCCUUGCCAACAUAACUCUUUGGAAAGAAUCUGUUUUAUAUAUUACUGUAGCCACAAAAUAUAUAUGUGUAGAAUUAAUGUGAUUAUGGUCUAGUAUUGUCAGUUACAAAACAGGUUUUCUCAGCGUUCAGUAUUAACCUACAUAGGAUUAGUAUUUCCGAGCUCUGAUAGUUUUUUUUUUUAAUACACAAAAGGUACUGCAUUCCUUAUGCAAGCACAUGUUUCACAGGGCUCUACAUUAUAGGCACAGGAAAUUGAACCAGAUCAUUCUGCUAAUAAUUAUUUAUGAAGUAGCUUAGUAUACAGAUUAAUCUUUAAAAACAAGUAAACCUUUGUCUGCUAUUAAACUUCUAAGAGGCCUUUUUAGCCACUUGAUUAUUCAGUAUGUUUCAUAAUAUAAAAGUGUACUUCAUAAUUGGUGCCUACGUAAGAGAAAAAGAUUUGAAAAUGUUGCUUCUAAAAUUGUGGAAAACUUGUGGAGCAUAGGAAGGCACGCUUCUCUAAACCAGAGUUUUAAAGUGCCUCAAACUUUAUUUUAAUGUAAAGCCCUGUUCAUUUUGUACUCUUUCAAGUAGUUUUGUAUGCCUGUAGUAUUACUAAAAGCAAUGCGAGACUGCAAGUUGCCUGCUUGGUCGUGCUGUUUUAUAAAGCCAUUCUAAUACUCCUGGUGUGGUACUGCCUCAUCUCACUACCAUUUCUUGCAGAUGGUCAGCAGCUUGCUUCCUGCACAUUGCCACUCUGCUUACAAGUAGUCAGGAGAUAUCACAGUGCUAAUAUAAGGUAAUAAGGAGCACAGCUUGUUUUCCCAGUGAGGGGAAACCACAGGGGAUUUUGGCUUCCCAGAUAUUGGGGGAGGGAGGAGGGGAAGACUUCUAAAUUUGUACAGUGAGACUUUAAGUCACUGCUUGAGAAGUUCAAAGAAAUAGCAAUUCUGGCUUUAGGAAACCAGGCCCUGUGCAUGUAUUAUUACUUUUUUUUAGAAAACAUUGAGUUCUCCUGAAUUUGAGCUUUAAUAUUGCUAAGUAGCAGGUCUGAUAUUUUAGAAGCGAGACAUCUUUUUAACAAUUUUCAAUCCUGCUUUUCUUGUUGCUGCACAAUCUUCCAAAAGGCCUUUAUUCUUCUCAUUCAUGCAUUAAGAAUAAUUUAAAAAUACUUUGUAAAAGCCACAUUUGCAUGCUAACUUUCUCUGCUUCCAUAGAAACAGUUACAAUUUUGCUUCCACUACUAAAGGUAGGGAGCUUUAAUGCAGUUUUCACUGCUUCCAUGUCUCUAAUGGCAGUAAUUUUGCAAAAUACUAAUGGCAAAAAGGUAAAUUGGAAAAAGUAAUUGGAUGCAUUGUUCAUUUAUUUCAAAUUAACUGGAACUUUCUUUAAAGAUUUCAGUGUUACCACAGUGGUACCAGACAGGCAGUGGUACCAGACUAUUACUAUCAGUCUUGGCUUAUGCUUUCAGUUCCAAGUAGGAACAAUUUUGCUAUUAUGCCAAUAGUCUCAGUAGUUAUUUUCAUCUUCAUUAAUUUCUGUGAAUUAUCAAAAAAAAAAAAAAGGUAAAAAAGCCAACUUGACUGCUGUUUGAGCUUGUCAAAGUUAUGGUUUGACUUCAUGUUACAAAAAGAAGUGAAGAAUGGUGGUAAGGUGACUUGAUCCUGCUGUUUGUAUUUUUAGAUAAUAUUUAAGACUGAGUCUUGUCAUUCUUGAUUAACAGUUUCUUGAAAUGUACAUUUUCUGUAAGUCCUUCAUAUCACUUCCAAUGGGUUGGGAUAAAGCAUGGAAAAUUCCUUAAGCCGUCACCUACCUCUGCAAGCAGGCUCUUCUUCUGAAUGAUAUUCUCUGCAUUGGCCUGCAUGAUAUAACUGACCUGCAUGUUUUGGAGAACCUAAAGCUUCACUGAAAAUGUUUCUUGCACAUUCAUUGCUAUUAAUGUGCUUGAACAGCAAAGCUUUAUUCAGUACUUGUAAGAAACCUUCUUUCUGCAAAGCUAUUGCUUCCAGGCUAAACCUGUACAGCAUUGUUUCACUGGCGAGCUAAGGUGGCUGCUUCUACCCCAGUAAGCUAACAGACACCCUCAGCCAACUAACCUGCGUUUGCAGCACGUUGUUUUCAGUUCUUUAAUUGAGAAAUAAACACUGAUUCUGAUUUUUUCCCCCUAACGCUAUUUUAUUUUUCCAUUUUCCAGCUGUAGAAUAGUCCCUGGAGAAGGCCUUUCCAUCAGUUCAACAGCAUUUCUUAGUCUCUUUCAUUAUGGUUGAAAGUGGUAGCCCAUUGUACAAAGAAUGAAAACCACUGAUCUGAUCCUAAAUUUUGAAAACGCCUUUUCCUAUAUAUACUACCUGAAACUUCCUUUUUAUGUCUGAAGCUAUAAAACAAACAAGCUUUACCUAAAAGUGCUGCUGCAGUAAGAAAACUUACAAGUGCUGAAGAAACCUACUUCAAAUAUAAAGAUCACCACAUUAGUUUAUGAUCUACUAGAAAUGUUCAGAUGGAGGAAUUUCUUAUUUCAUUGCAGAUUCUCAUUUUUAUCUGAUUGUUAAACCUGUGCACUUUUGAUAUUUUGAUAUUUUUCUUUAGCUUCUUUAGUUCCUUUUGUAGAAUGAUUUAUAUAAAUGCAGUGGUUUGUGCUCAUAGUCUCUUUCCAGUUUGGGCUUGUGAUUUUUGAAUUCUACAUCAGCAUGUGGCAGAGAUUUUUUGAGGACUCUAGAUUGUGGUUAUAAAAGAGUUUCAGCAAAAAACCAGGAGCUCUGCUAAACUGCUGUGCUUCAGCAGCUUUUUUUAUUAUAAAAUAUUAAGCUUUAUAUGUUUAAAUUACUGAUUGAUUUUUUUUUUUUUUUUUUUUUUUUUAAACUGCCAUGUUAGUUAAGAAAUCCAGGGUAUUCAAAUUCUGGGGUUUUUUUCAUAUUGUAUUAUUAUUCUUAGGAAUAGUUCAAUGUAACAAGAAGAAAACUUGACUCUGCUCUGGUUAAAACAGUAAUAGGCACUUGAAAAAUAUUAAAUAAGAGUAGUAUUACCUAUAAAUUCCAGAAUUCCUGGGUUCUAGGAAGUUGAAGUAUUAUUGAUUAACAGAAUUUUAUACAACUAUACCAGUUAAAUUCCAAAUUGGAAUUGUUUUGUUACUUUUUCAUUUUAUUGUGCCAAAUUCUGGUACAUCUAGAAAGAAAAAUUCUAAAGUUGUCAGUGAUAGGGUGUUAUAUAUCAGCGCCUUUCUGUCAUUAAUUAUUGCCAGUAGUGCCUUGAAUCAUUUUAAGGGAGAGUCUUAGAAUAGCUUAGUCUAAGUCAUGUAACUUAGAAGAAAUGAAAUAGCUGUUUUGGAAUUUAUUGAAGACAUGGAGCAAUAAGUGAAACUGUGUGAACUCCCCCUUCGCACAUUUUAAUGGGUAGUCUUACUAUAGAGAUUAUAUAUUCAAGGAAUUGUAAUAAAUUCUGUUAGUCAGUGAUAUUUCAUCAGGCAACUCCUUGCAAAUUCAGGGCUGUAGAGAAAAAAACAAAACAAAACAAAACAAACCCAACAAACCCAAAUACACUGUGGGAACCAAACGGACUCAUGUUGAACUAAGAAGCAAGAUAUAUUAACACAUUUGUGGUAACAGUACAGAGAGCAUAUUGGGAAUGUUGAUGUUAUGUUAGCUUUGUUGGUGGUGGAUGCAUUUAACCAUAGUAUUGUUUGCAAAUGUGAACAGCAAAGCAUUGAUAUCUUCUCUUGCAUGUUGUAUCUAAUUGUAAUUUCAGGAAACAGAAACAGAGAAGUGAAUCAACAAGCUGGGCCUAUUGCUCAGCUGUUUGUUGAGGCUCACAUGAAUGAUUAAAUUGGUGCUUGCUGGGGGGGAGCAUUCCCACUCCUCAAAAAAAGUACAAAUUGAAAUAAUACUGACAGUGGGGAAAAGAUUUCUGUUUGCUGGAAAAAGCAUUAUUAUUCCUAGACGUGGGGACUUGUAUUUCCAUCUUCUGUUACAGUAUUGAUUCAUAAGAAAUAUUGUUGCAUUUAAAAUAACUACAUUUGUAUGUGGGUAUUUAUUUGAAAUGAUGUCCAAGUACUGUAUUAUGUUUUAUGUGCAUUACCUUUUAGUGGUGGAUUGGUCUCCAUUUAACAUCAUAUGCAUGUAUUCCUGCCAAGUAACCUUUACACAGAUCUGGAAAAAAAGUUUUUAAAAAAAAAAAAAAAAAAAGUUAAAGAGAAUGUGGAAACUUCUGAGAAGUGUAACUGUGUGUCCAUGGGUGACCUGAGGGGUAGAGAGGGCAAAACCUUACUUCCAAAUUAAUAGAAAUAUGUUUAAUGUAGGAAAGAUCUGCCUGCGUAAAGGUAGUCACAUUGGCAGUAUCAAUAAAAGAAAACAGGAAUUGCA